GACUUUGCAAUCACAAGCCACAUAUGGACAUCAUCAGAAACCCAAACAGGUGUACAAACAUUUGCUAAAUCCAUCGCAUAGCUUGAAGAUCUGGCCAGGCCAUGACGUGACAUAUGACGUGCUAUUCCUGGCACAGUCAUGAUCUCAAGCAACAUUUCCCAUUGUGAAGUCUAGGGGGCUUUAAUUGAUCCCUAAACCAGAACCAGUAAGGCCAGAAAAUGCGGGGGAUAGUAAACGAUGUAGUUAGCUCAUGGGGUGGUGUUAACCCUCACUGUUGAGCAUUAUAAGCAGUUGUUCAGCUCUGUAACAAAUGGAAGUCGAAAAAAAAGAGGUCACUGGAUCAACACUGUAGCAAAGUGUGUGGAGUGGGGUUGGGUUAGGAAACAUAAUAAAGUGUUGGGGGCCCUAUUGAGAGAGAGAGACAGAGACAGAUACAGAGAGAGAGAGAGAGAGAGAGAGAGAGAGAGAGAGUCACAGCUUGACGUCUGUUGGGGAAAAGGCUGACAGAAGAGAGAACAGAGAACUGGACAAGUAAGAUAAUCUGGUUUAUAAAGAGACCACCAGCCGACACAAAACAGACAACUGGACACGAGGGACAGAGAAGGUGAAUGCGUCCUGAGCAGGAUUAUAAACCGAGGUUUCCUUCAUCUUCUGACCUAACCUGAUCUGCUUUCCUGCGCCUUUCAAGUCCAGAGAUCUGCUGUGCGUGUGUUUUUUCAAAUAAGGAUGGAUCACUCUCAGGACCAUUUCUUCUGAUGUUUUUAUUUGACAUAAUAUGGAUUUAUCAUAGCGGAAUCUGUCGGUUUUUUUCGGAUUAUCCACUUUUGGAGAACUUUUACGCACAGCCUUAGUGUUUGGAUGACUCUACAAAUCAUUACUGCAGAGUUUCUUUAAAGUGUUUUGAAACUUAUUCGUGCGCUAUUAUACAUUUCAGGUUGCACACUAAUCCAUCUUGCCUGAUUUCUCAAGUGAAUCAUCAGUAUCACGUCUCGCUUCCUGGCUGUACCCGUAAUAGCAACACAGAUCGCUUAACGCUUUGCGCAGACUGACAGGGGUGCCCCCUAAACUGUUGGUGCCGUAUAUAGUCUUUCUUCAUUUGUUUUGAGGAGUUUCUCGACUCUGGACGGAAAUAUUAUCUGCCAUCUGAAAUGCUGCCUCUGUCCCCUCUGUUGCUGCUCGUUUUCCCCGCUGUGGUCUUUGUGGCCGCGCAAGGCGCUGGGGACCUCCAGGGUUUCACCCUCCCCGGUGGGAGCGCAGGCUUUGACCCAACAGACCCCUGCAUGGUGGUGUCUCCACCAUGUAUGAGCGAGGCAGAUCGCUACAGUCUGGAGGCCCUGCGGAGCAUCCAUCAGAUGAUGGACGAUGACCAGGAUGGAGGGAUUGAGGUGGAGGAGAGUCUAGAGUUCAUCAUUGAAGACAUGAAGCAGCAGCAGACCAACAAGCACAGCAACCUGCACAGAGAAGACCAACACAUCACAGUUGAGGAGCUCUGGAGGGGCUGGAAGUCAUCUGAAGUACAUAAUUGGACACAAGACGAGGUGCUUCGCUGGCUGAAGGAGUUUGUUGAGUUGCCACAGUAUGAGAGAAACUUUAAAGACUUUAAGGUCAAUGGAAACACACUACCCAGGAUUGCAGCAAACGAGCCUUCAUUCCUGAGUAUCCAUCUGAGGGUUCAGGACCAGAGAGACAAACAGAAGCUCAACAUCAAAGCUCUGGACGCAGUUCUGUUUGGGCCGCCUACACGUCCUCCUCAUAAUUACAUGAAGGAUCUGCUGCUAAUUGUGUCAGUGGUGAUGGGAGUUGGAGGCUGCUGGUUUGCACAGGCUCAAAACAAAGCCAGUAAAGUCCACAUAGCCAAGAUGAUGAAAGAUUUGGAAAGUCUCCAGAGGGCAGAACAGAGUCUCAUAGAUCUACAGGAACAACUGGAGCGAGCCCAAGAAGAGAAGCGUAAUGUUGCAGAGGAGAAACAGAACCUGGAGGAGAAGAUGCGGGAUGAGAUCAUCGGAGCACAGGAGGAGGCUCACCGUCUGCACGAGCUGAGGCAGGGAGCUGUCACUGAGCUCAGCCGCCUCCGAUAUGCAGAGGAAGAGCUGGAACAGGUCCGUGGGGCAUUGAAGCAGGCAGAGAAGGACAUGCAGGCAAGCUGGACUGCCUCAGAUGCUCUCCAGCUGUGGCUGCAGCUGACACAUGAGGUAGAGGUCCAAUACUACAACGUCAAGAAGCACAGUGCAGAACUACAGCUUGCCACCGCCAAGGACGAGGCAGAGAGGAUUAAGAAGAAGAGGAGUUCUGUGCUGGGGACUCUCCAUGUUGCCCACAGCUCCUCUCUAGACCAGGUUGACCAAAAGAUCCUGGAAGCAAAGAAUGCCUUGUGUGAAGUAACAGCCUGCCUACGGGAGCGUCUCCAUCGCUGGCAGCAGAUUGAGCGCGUCUGCAGCUUCCCCAUCAUCAGGAAUCCUGGCCUAGCAAAACUCACUGCGCAGCUUUACACAGAAUCAAUUGCCCUGGGGUUGCCCCGAGGACCCCAAACAUCUUGUUCAUGCCAUAGCUCUUUACAUGGAUCUAUAGAGGAUCUUUUAGAAGAGUCUGCGUCUCCAAUCUUACCACAGAUGCAAGUUCCAGUUCCACCACCGAAGCGCUCUCCUCGAACGCGAGGAUCCACCAUAUGUCGGACUCGUCGUCCUGGUGUCAUUGCUCAGCCACCAGCUGCAAUGAUCUUGCAAGACCCCGACCUUCUCAUCCCCAUCCGAGCCCCUUACCCGUGCUUUGAUGAGGAAGAGGAGCUCUUCCUGAAAACUCUAAAGAAACAAGACUCACAAGAGGAUUAUAUGACUUCACCUCCUCUCAGCAAAAUGUUGCGUAGUCCUAGUGCUGAUGCUUCCUCUGAGAAGCUCUCUCAUGAUGACACUGAGCUGCUUGCAGAGAGCUCCGUUACAAAGCCUCUGAGUAAAGAAAUGGAAGCUGUUGUUGAAUCUCCAGUUCGUAAAAUUUCUAUAGAAGAGCUUGAAGCUUCUGCAGAUGUUGCUUGCAGGAAGAUAGCAAAAGACAAAGUGCUGGAUACUUCUUUGGAAUCCCCUUCUUUGAAGAAGUCCAAAGAAGAGUCUUUGAUAGAGGCUACAUCAAGGAAGAUAUCACGAGACAGGAUGGAAGUUCCCAUGGAUGUUACAGUUAGAAAGGGGCUUUCCAGUGAGUUGGAUGCAGAAUUUCCAUCCAGGAAAGUAGAGAGAGAUAUGAUAGGGGAUUUGAUGGACACUACUUCAUGGAAUAUAUACAGAGAAAGAAGUGAUUUAUCCCUGGAUGCGAGAAAGAUUCUUUGGAAUGAAUUAGAAGCAUCAACAGAUCAACAGGCACCAAGGAAGAUAUCAAGAGGUAUGAUGGGGGCUUCAGUGGACAGCGCCUCAAGAAAGAUAGUACAAGAUGAUGCUGAGCAUCUGUUUGACUCAGUAUUCAGAAGAGUUACAAGAGAUUCAUUAGGGAUGUCCCUAGACACAGGUUCUAGAAAGCUUCCAUGUAAUAAAGAAGAAUGCCAGCUUGAUUCCUCUGUGAGGGCAUUAGCAAUGGACAAAAUGGUUGAGACCACAAGAAAACCACCAAGAAGGAUAUCUAGAGAGGAGUUGGAGUAUAGUACAGAUACUGCUUCCCUAAAGAUACUACCCAGAGAGAAAUUUGAUGCAUCUACAGACACCUCGUCAUCUACAGAGAAGCAAGAGUUUUGUUUAGAACCAUCACCUAAUAGGAAGAUACUGAGAGAUGAACAUGAGUUGUCUGCUGGUUCUCUAAGAAGGAGAAUACCAAGAAUGCCAAGUGUUGAUGUUUCAAUGGAAAUACAUAAACAAUCAACACUGAGGGAGGAGAUAGGAGCAUCUGAAUCAAGUUCAUCUCCAGGUCGAAUUGGUCAGCCAGACCUUAUGGUAACCUCCCAGGCACCAUGGAAGUCAUCUUCAGACCUUUUCACUGUUGGUCCAUUGAGCCAGCUUGUAUAUGAUGGAAUCCUUGAGAAGUCCUGCAACUCCACACCAACAACCCCAACCAGCCUCUCUGCCUCAGUACCUAAUCUGCGUCAGAACAGGCUGCAAGCAGAGAUGGAGAAACCUCUUCCACCACCAAGGGUUACCCCUACAUCUCCUGUAUCGCCCAUCGAGACUGGAGAUGAGAGGACCAAGGAUAAGGAAAAGAGCAAGAAAUCCCUGAAGCUCAAAAAUCUUUUUAAAAAGAAAAAUGAGUCAGCUGCAGCAAAGCAUCAAAGUGGUCUACAGAAACUCUGACAAUCAGCCAAGAAUAUUUUCUUUUGUUAAAAUUUUAUUGAACCAAAAAAGUUUCAGAACCUCAUUGAGAUAUUGAUGUUUCCAUACUCAGAGUUUGGUCUUAAAGGCACUGACAGAAUCAUGAUACAUGUAUGAUGUCUAAUGUUGCCUGUAAAAAAAUGUCCAGAAGAUAUAAUACAUUUGGGCACAUAAGUCAGUUGCAUAUGUAAGGAGAUCAAUAUGAGGCUCAGUAAAGAGUUUUUACAUAACUUAUUUUAUAUUUGAAGAUGAUUUCUUUUGCUAAGUCUUAUGUAGACAUAUGGUUGAUACCAUAUAUUAUUUUAGAUGCAGAUUUUUGAUGCUUUGCCUAUGGUUGAAGGAUUAAAUUAUGUUUAAACAGAUGCUGCUCUUCUGUGCAAUAGAGUCAAUGCUUGAAUUCAAUUUAAACCUCCAUUGAAGAUGCAGCAGAAAAUGAAAACAUUCUGUUCUGAGAGAAAUGUGGUUAUAUUUAGUGUUGUCUUAAUAAGAGAUCUUUUCCCUGAUCUUGAUUUGAAUCCUAUCUAUGAUAUAAAAUAUGAAAGAGAGUCUGGUCUGACAUUUUUGUUAGUUUUUCAAUAUACCUGCAUUAUACACGGAAAAAAUUAGUAAGGCAAUUGGAAAGCCUUAAAAACCUAUUUUAUAAAUUAGUGUUUUACUAGGAAUGAUGGGCUUCUACAUGAAGACCAUAUUUAGACCAGUUUUGAUUAUAUCACGAGAGAUUUCUGUAUUUGUGUUUUUUUCUGUGUGUGGGAAGUUGGAAAAAGGUGAUGUCACAUAUUUCCACCAAUCAGGUGGAAAGACCUGUAUCAAUCAGGUUUUAGCAACAUUUGAAUCAAAAUCUGAUGAGUUGUAGGGUUGUUAAACCAUUAAAUUAUCAAACAACAACCAUACAGUACUGCUGAAGCAGAUUAGCCAAGUAUUUUUUGAGGUUUAAACCCUUACUAUUUUUCUUAACUUUACAUUUUAUUGUUGUUUGAUUUGUGUAGGAUUUAAAACCAAGUUUUCAGGGGCCUUAAAUAUGUUUGACAGCUGGGUUGGUCUGCCCUAAGAAAACUUAGCCUUGAUAACAAAAAAUGCUUCCCUUUAAUGGUUUCAUAUCAUAUUUUGUACAGAUUGUUGAUAAUCCUUAUUGAAAGAGGUGUCGGACAGGUUUUUAGACAGCCUCUUUUUUUAUCUCAAGCAUCAUCCAAUGCUCAAAUGGCAUUUUACAACCAACAUCAGCACUUUUAAGGUGUGAUUCACUUGCAAAAUGUUGCUGAAAUAGACACAAAAUAACAUUUUUAUUACAUUGUCAAAGACUGUCAUAUCUGAAACUGUUGGCUGCCUUGUAUUUGUUUAUUUAUUUAUUUUGUGCACAAUUCACUUCUGGGUAUCUCAAUCACAGAGUGGUGGUUGUGUUUUUAUGAAGGGCAGUGGGGCAUGUUUGAAAGUUGGCGUACCAGUAACAAACAAAUAGUCCACAAGUUUGGAAAUGGAUCAGGCUUAGCAUAGCCAAUAUUGGCCCAUUUAAAGAAGAAUCAGCCGUGAUUCUGUUCCGUGGAUCAGCUUAGGGCAAUCCAAGUUUUAUUGAAAAUAAUAAUCCUAUAUUUGAAAAAUGCUCAAGAACAGUUUCCUUGCUAAAAAGACAAACUAUAUUUUCUCUUUUUUGAGUGCAUUUAAAUGCGUAUUUUGAAUGCUUGAAUUUUUCAUGUUUAGAGAUUAUUUAUGUUUCUACUAUUGUUUACAGGCAUAAAGUCAGUACCUUGACUAUUUUUUUUAAUUCAAAUGAUUAAAAAAUGUAGCUUUUAAUUGAUUUUAAAAAUGCUCAUUGGAAUAUGUUUUUUUUCAUGUCUUCAGUGUCUUUGUUUGCGUGUCAAGUGUAAGGAAUAUAUGAAUAAAAUCUUUUCCCUUGUCUUAGAUGAGGACAACUGCUGAAUUUUAGUAUGAAAAUAUAAUUUUGUGCACUGUUGUUAUCUACUAAUUUAUUAACAACUGGUGAUAGAGGAAAUAAACAAUAUGAACUAAAGAAA
Messenger RNA from Seriola aureovittata, 6292 nucleotides. It is a transcript of the gene stim2a, whose product is annotated as tromal interaction molecule 2a. Gene Ontology annotation, cellular component: plasma membrane; endoplasmic reticulum. The transcript is spliced from 12 exons. The coding region runs from base 1149 to 4265 and encodes 1038 amino acids. Lineage: Eukaryota; Metazoa; Chordata; Actinopteri; Carangiformes; Carangidae. Gene Ontology annotation, biological process: activation of store-operated calcium channel activity; intracellular calcium ion homeostasis; store-operated calcium entry. The record is from RefSeq and is a predicted model, not a curated record. Gene Ontology annotation, molecular function: calcium ion binding; protein binding; calcium channel regulator activity.